UGAGAUUCAUUCUGAGGAAGUAUCGUGGUUUUUCCCUUAUCUGUUAACCAUUUUGCGUCACGUUAAAAAAUAUAAACUUUCGUGGAUAAGUUCUCUUACAUGAGUAGUAUAAGUGACAUUAUUUCUUGAUUUCUAUCAAAAACUACAUCGUUCUCACACAUAGUAGUGGCAAUAUUUCCAAGAUGCAUAAAAUAGCUGUAAUAAUUUUUUGUGUUGUUGUAAAUACUCUAACGGUAGACUGUGGAGGAGGUGAGAAAUGUAUCGAUAAAAUUUGUUACUCUGACCCUUCUUAUCCGCUGAAAGAAAUAGAACAAUAUUGGCACUUUGGCCAGACUGCAUUGACUAGUGCUUUUGGUAACCCCAAAUCAGGGUCUGGAUCUAUGAUAAAAUCCACUACAAAAACCUGUGAACUAUGUCCUACUAUCCGUAGUAUGAAAAUACAACCUCUAAGUAUAAUUGAAGAUGGAAAUCAGAAGUUGUAUAUCAUAAGUACAGAAAAAUAUCCAAGACCACAAAUUGAAAUUCACAUAUGCAGGCCACAUAGUGAAUGUAAUAUCUCUGAUCUCCCGGACGAUUAUGUAACUAGAUGUGUUCAAAGGAACAGUCAGAUGAAUGUGUUAGCUUAUAAUGCAAGUUCUAGACAAUUCGUGGGAAAAACAAUAACAUUUCCUAGCCAUUGUGAAUGCUUAGUUUCAGUAUAUGCUCUGUAGAAAACAUUUAUUUUAUGUUUUUAAUAAAAAGAUGUUCAAAAU
Molecule: messenger RNA, 752 nt
Organism: Diorhabda sublineata
Lineage: Eukaryota; Metazoa; Arthropoda; Insecta; Coleoptera; Chrysomelidae
Product: protein spaetzle 5-like
Exons: 3
Coding region: 183-710 (175 amino acids)
Source: RefSeq, a predicted model, not a curated record